Molecule: messenger RNA, 1443 nt
Organism: Lates calcarifer (barramundi perch)
Lineage: Eukaryota; Metazoa; Chordata; Actinopteri; Centropomidae
Gene: tnfa
Product: tumor necrosis factor a (TNF superfamily, member 2)
Exons: 4
Coding region: 130-858 (242 amino acids)
Biological process (GO): immune response
Cellular component (GO): membrane
Molecular function (GO): tumor necrosis factor receptor binding
Source: RefSeq, a predicted model, not a curated record
UUUAAAAGAGCCAGUCGCUGAGUAUCAGUCAACAAAGUGAAGCAGCAGCAGGAGAAGAAAGAAAGCUCUCAAAAAGGUUGCUAAGAGCUCUGCUUGAUUUAAAGUGAUAGAAGGAACACAUUCAAAACAAUGGAAGGUGAAUGCAAAGUACUGCUGGACGCCACUGUUGACACAGAAGCCAGGAAACAAACAUCGCAGAGCAUCAAACCCAGCUCAAAGCUAACCACAGCCCUGCUGGCGUUCACACUCUGCCUUGCUACUGCUGCUGCUGCUGUCCUUGUCUUCAACAUGCAUGCCAAGGGCCCAGGAAAAGAUGAAGACAAUUUUGAUCUUCGUCACGCAUUGAGGGAAAUUUCAAACGUAAGAGCGGCCAUUCAUUUAGAAGGUAAAUACAACCCUGCUAUGAAGACCUCAGUGGAAUGGAAGAAUCAGGUGGAUCAGUCUCACUCUCAAGGAGGGCUGGAGCUCAACAACAACGAGAUUGUGAUCCCUCAAAACGGCCUCUACUUCGUUUACAGCCAAGCAUCUUUCCGAGUCAGUUGCAACAGCGACGGUGUUGAAGCCACUUCAGAGCCAAUGGUCCAUCUGAGCCACACUGUGAAGCGGUGGUCCAGCUCAUAUGGAGAUGACAAUACAGAAAAUUCCUACCAGACCAUCCUGCAUUCUGUCCGCACCGCCUGCCAAAAGACAGCCAACAGCGAGUUUGGUGAGGAGGGGAACUGGUUCUCUGCCGUAUAUAUGGGAGCUGUGUUCAACCUGAGGAGAGGGGACAGACUGAAGACGGUGAUGGAGGAGAGAAUGCUGCUUGAUCUGGAGGACGAGCCGGGGAAGACUUUCUUUGGUGUGUUUGCCUUGUGAGGAAAGCUGACUGAGGGCUAUGAGUGGAAAUAGGACUGUACAUGCAGAAGUGCCAUCAGGCCUCAUGGUGGCUCCACUGUGAGGCCUAUAGCCUGCAGCCUCACUUGAGCUCAUUUACACUGUUGAAUGUAAGUCUUACACUGCACUAAACAAAACAGUCAAUGCAACUUUUACUAGAGACUAGACUAGAUAACUGCAUUAGCAGUUAUUUAAAGGUUGGUAAACCAAGUUCACUGCAAAGUGAUAAUUUAUUUAGAUAUCUUUAUGGGUAUGUAAUGUUAUGUAGUAAGGAUCAGUACUUUAAUGCAAUGUACUGUAAUGCAAUCCUGAGAUUGAGACUUAGGGUGAAAAUAUUGUACCUAUAAUGUAUAUUUAUUUAUUUAGUCACUACAUACAGACAGAAGUGAAUUUUAGGGGAUGUUCAUCAACAUAACAUUAUAGUAUUUAUUUAUUUAUCUAUUUAUUUAUCUAUUUAUUUAUUUACCUGUGUGUUUUCAUGUCUUUUGUAAUGAAUGACAGCAUUUGUGUUGUAUUUUAUACAUAAUUUAUUAAUGUAUUUAUUAAAACAUAAUCAGUUUGAUCAGC